Messenger RNA from Amphimedon queenslandica, 1025 nucleotides. RefSeq names its product transmembrane protein 164-like. Lineage: Eukaryota; Metazoa; Porifera; Demospongiae; Haplosclerida; Niphatidae. Bases 32 to 868 code for a protein of 278 amino acids. The transcript has 7 exons. The record is from RefSeq and is a predicted model, not a curated record.
UAAGUAACUUUAAUAACUAGAUUUGAACAGAAUGGAGUCCUUGAGCCGAGCCUUGAGCACUCUUCUUGUUAAUGUACAGGGAGCACUGUAUGGAGGUAUUAGAUCAGACAUACCUGGGCAUGGAGGAGAAGAGUGUACCAACUACUUAGACAGGAAACUUAUGCUUCUGGACACGGGAAUAGCAACUGUUUUAAUGGCUGUCACAUUUACUAUUGGUAUCAGGACCUGUAGCCCACUUCCCAAAGCCAAAGACAUCAAACUGCCUCAAUCUUUCAGAACACAAAAGUUAUUACUAGUCCUGCUUACAUUUGUAUUUGGCAUUGAGCUUGGUUUCAAAUUGGCAUCCAAGCAAGUCCUCUACCUUCUAAAUCCUUGUCAUGUCAUUACUAUAGCACUGAUUUACUUGUUGGCUUCAAGUCCAUCUCCAACAUCUGUUGCUGUCCUAAGACUUGUUAUUCAUUAUUUGUAUGGUGCCUUUAUUGCUAUGAUAUUACCUGAUACUCAUGCAAGACACUAUCAUGGUGAAAUUCCUUUAUACUGGAUACAACAUUUUAUGAUUUUCUUCGUAGUGCCACCAUACCUGGUUUAUUCCUGGGGUAUAAAAGUCCUCGAACCCUUUAAGGAAAUGUCUUGGUCUUUUUUUACCGGUAGCAUAUUUGGGAUUCAUCACUUGUAUAUCAUGCAGCCGAUUGGCAUUCUGACACAGGUCAAUUUGAAUUUCAUGCUUUGUCCAGCAACCGGUGACCCAUUCUACGGUCCUUAUUAUCGAAUACUGGCCGUUGGACAUCAAACUUUCUGCCUCCUGUUUAGUGGGAAAACUUACACUUUCCUACUUCGACAUUUACUUCCGAAGCAAAAGACGGACUAAGACUAGUUUUGCCUUUACAUGAUAUUAUGUUACUGAUAUUGUAUAUGCUAGGCUAGUUUGAUAGAUACUGGUAUACUAUUUUAAAAGGAAUGGAGAGCUGUUAUAACUUAUAUUUUUAUUUAAGCUCUUGUGUUUAUUCAUUAUUGAGAAAAUACAA